AUGCCACAUUUUCUUUUGUGGAAAUUAAAGUUUCCAACGAAUUUAAUUUUGAUCAGAUUUUACAACGGACAGUCAAGUUUUGUUCACGGAGGUAUUGACAGUGGAACAGAUGCAGAGGUUGUUCGUGGUCAGCAGGAGAUUCAUCAGAAGAUACUUCAGCUCAACUUCAAGGAUUGCCAUGCCAAGAUCAGAAAGGUGGACUCCCACAAGACCCUGGCGGACGGAGUUGUAGUUCAGGUAUCCGGGGAGCUCUCUAACAACGGGCAACCCAUGAGAAGGUUUGUCCAGACCUUCGUCCUGGCCCCUCAGUCUCCGAAGAAGUACUACGUUCAUAACGAUAUCUUCAGAUAUCAGGAUGAGGUAUUCUCGGAUUGCGAGAACGAGGCAACGGCAAGUAUAACGACUGACGAGGUUCGUCUCGAGGAACCUAUUCAGAAGCAGAUUAUCGCCUCUGCCUCCAAGCCUGUUGUGCUCCCUGUACCCUCUGCUCCCCAGCUUCAUGAGCCGGUCAUCCAGGAACCUGUUGUUAUGCAGGAAACUUUCCCGGAGGCGCAUAUGAACGGUGGUGGCGGAUAUAAGAGUGCUGAAGAGGCGGAUCAGGCGAGUAUGGAUGUCGAGGAUACUGAAUGGUCUGGAGCUGAAUCUAACCAAUGGAAGGAUUCCCAACCGGAAACCUGGAAGCAGGAGGAGGAGGAGGCUGAUCCUAUGGUUGAUGAGGAGGAGCAGGAGGAGGAGGAAGAGGAAGCUGCUCCUCCUCAGGAGAGCAGCUCCGAACCUAUGUCCUGGAGCAGCAGGGUUAAGAUGGGUUCCGGUGGUAAACCUCCAGUAGUUCCUGGGACCGGAAGUAAGGAAGGAACACCGUUUACUCAACCUGCUGCUGGACAGGGGAAACCAUACAGAGGGAACAGGGGAACCAGUCAGGGACGACCAAGCACUGGAGCUCCGGGUGCAGCUCCUGCAGUCCGACCAGACAGACGAGAUGACGAACCUAGGGAAGGACGAAACCGUAUGAUGAGUAACAGCGGAACUAACGACCAUCUUCAACUGUUUGUCGGUAAUCUGCCCCAGACCUGUACGGAUAACGAUCUCCAGGAACUAUUCCAACAGUUCGGAAAGGUUGCAGAAGUUCGUAUCAACAAGAAGAUUGGACGGAACACCAACAACAAGGAUGGGAAGGUUCCUAACUUUGGAUUUGUUGUGUUUGAAGAGAGUGGUGCAGUAGAGCUUGCAAUGAAGAUAAAACCGACUCUCACUAUUUCUGGAUACAGGUUGAACAUCGAGGAGAAGAAGACGAAGCAGAGAGAUCAUAAUGGUUCCGGAGGAGAACGUGGAGGUGGACAGGGGUUCUCUGACCGGGUCCAGGGAGGAAGAGGAGAACGGGGAAGUCAGGAUAAUCUGAGAGGAGCUGGACACUCCGUAGGACGUGGAGGUGGUGGAGACCGCGGUAGAGUUGGAGGCGGAGGUGGUCGUGGUGGCGGACGUGGUAGAAGUGAUUUUGGCAGUCGUGGUAGGGGCGGUCCUCCUUCGGAGUCCAGGGGCGGAGGAUUCCGUGGUGGAGGUGGCGGAGGCGGGGGACCUAGACAGAAUUAAAAACUUUCAAUAAUUCAAGUUUUUGGUUUCAAGCUGGGUUCCGUAAUAAUCGUUCAGUGAGAACUAUGUGUAUCUCGAAAUAUAUAUCUCGUAACUUGCACUAAAGGUAUUCAAGGUUGAAAAUUGUGGAUGUUUUUUUACUUGAGAGACGAAACAAUUCUGAAAAAAUGUGUUUAAUUUUAGAACACAAACCAAUCGAAUCACUUUUAGCAGGAAAUCUUUUGAUAAGAUAAUUUUUCUCGUAAUAAAAAAACAACAUUUUUUCUGAAGAAGUGUAGGCUGUGCAACGUUUGUUUUUUUUGGGGCAUUUCUGCUAAAUUGUUAUCGUGCAACCUUGAAUACUAUUUUGUGCUGGGCAGGUUCAAUAUAGUUCCAUGCCUCAUGUCUCUCCAUGUGAUUCAUUCGUCUAAUUUCAAGCAGUUCCCUUUAACCUACCUGCAAAUAAACAAACAAACAUUAAAGAUACCUGUUUACCAACCUCUUAUUUAUGUAAAUUGUCACUUAGAUCGAUUUAUUCACCAGGCCUGUGACAAUAACGUUGAUAAUACGAUGGUUUGUGAUUUAGAUGUUAUCCAAUCGGGAUUUAUACUAAAUCUUAGUGCAUGGCCUGACUAGUUCUUAGCUGGUUUGGUUAAAUUCUCACGUACCUUGAAGAUUUAAACUAACUGCUAUUGAUACGUGUCUAACACUAAUUACGGCCUGUUAAACCUAAAACACUGGUUGUGUAACGGUCUUGGUUUAUAUAACGUAAUCUAUACUUGCGCAAGGUCAAUUAUCAUAAAUAAGUAUCAUUUGCUUUAUGAUUAUCUGGUAAGACUGAAACUAAGAUAAUCCCAAUGUACUAAGAAAUGGUUUGAAUUGUAUCAGUAUCUAUCCAUCUUAUCUACUCAACAUCAUACAACUAGUAAAAUCAGGAAUUUGUAAACUAGGCCACAUAGUUUAUUCUGUUCAGCUAAUGGACGAAUUUUAACUCUCUGUCCUAGUUCAUAGUUCCAAAUGAAGAUAAGCUCGAGAAUUUCUGGAAAAUGUCCGGGUUCCUGAACUUGAAAGAUUUACUUCAAAUUGUAGUGUUCAAUUAUUCGAAUUCUCUCAAAAACAUAUCUAAAAUUUAGUUUUCCCCCCCCCCCUCUUCAUUUUCCAACAUUUUUGUUACUUUUCCAUUCUAGUCUGAUUUUUGGUAAAAUUGGAUCUCUGACCCCCUGUAAUUGGACUAAACUGUAAGAAUAAAUUGAUUUCUGUUGAUUUAGUAUUAUUAUCUUGUGAUUUCUUUGCCAAAUUAUAAAUUAUUUUUUCUUUUUUAUUUCUCUAGACGCCUGUCGCAAUUUUCUAUCCAAUAUGUACUAAUUAACGAAAUACACACUAAUAGUACUGUCAAA
Messenger RNA from Eurytemora carolleeae, 2966 nucleotides. It is a transcript of the gene rin, whose product is annotated as ras GTPase-activating protein-binding protein 2. The record is from RefSeq and is a predicted model, not a curated record. Bases 1 to 1590 code for a protein of 529 amino acids. Lineage: Eukaryota; Metazoa; Arthropoda; Copepoda; Calanoida; Temoridae. Gene Ontology annotation, molecular function: mRNA binding. The transcript is spliced from 12 exons. Gene Ontology annotation, cellular component: ribonucleoprotein complex; cytosol.